AAAAGGGAACAUGAAAAAGACAGGGAAAGAGAACGAAAGAAAAUGAAAAUAUGGAAAACCCACCACUCUCUCUCCUUUCCUCCCUUUCUACCUCCAUUGACGAUUUUCUCGAGUUAAUAAUUCCCCAAAUUUUCUUCACAUUUUUAGCUCAUUAAUUUCUUAAUUCACGUCAAUUCAUGGAUUUUGUCAAUUUGGUGUGAUUCGAUUGGAUUGCCCCUCGCAUAGAAUAAUGUUUCACCUGAUCCGAUCUCUCUGUCAUCAAUUUUGAUUUAUCGUCGCGCUGAAGGUCGUGUAUUUAAUUCCUAAUUCCACAUUACUGCAAUGCAAAUGUUUGUAAAUGUUGCAUGCGCGUAUUGCACUACGUUUAUAUGCGGUAUACGCCAAUUACAUAAAUAUUUGCAACUGUAGACGGUGAUCUGCGGUUGUUGGGUGGUGGUUCAGCUUCUGCUUCGUUGCAACGGUGGCGUGAAUUGGCGGAGAACACUCUCACGAGUAAUUCAUGUGAAAUGUACAAAAAAAUCGUUAGAAAUUGAGUGGUUCGGAGAUUUUUGGGAGUGAAAAAAUUUGAAUCUGGAGAGGAGCUACGAGGAGGCUAAAUCUGCAAGCAUUUUCGCCGACUUUUUGGCUCAGAAAUUACAGGUGGCGGAGAAUUUGUUAAAAAGGGUAGACUCGAUUUGCAAAUGUCGAGGAUAUAUAAUGUUGGAAAGAAGGAGAAAAACCCUUCAACUCUGUGGCAAAAGAAUCAGGAUUCAAAUGGAGCUGCUGAAGCUGCUGAUACAGAUGAUUCAGAUAAGGCGAUCACGAGAGUUGCUCAAUUAAUUGAACAACUACAUUCUAACGCAUCCUCAUAUGAGAAGGAGCUCACUACAACUCGUUUGCUAGGUAUAGCCAGAGCAAGAAAGGAAGGAAGAGCUCUUAUUGGAUCUCAUGGUCAGGCAAUGCCUCUGCUUGUAUCUAUUCUUCGAAAUGGUAGUCUGCUGGCAAAAAUAAAUGUUGCUGCGACAUUGAGUGCCCUGUGUAAAGAAGAGGAUCUAAGAUUAAAGGUGCUUCUAGGUGGAUGUAUUCCCCAUUUACUCUCACUUUUGAAGUCUGAUGCAACAGAAGCUAGGAAAGCAGCUGCAGAGGCAUUAUGUGAAGUAUCUUCAGGUGGACUUUCAGAUGAUCAUGUGGGCAUGAAGAUAUUUGUUACAGAGGGUGUGGUGUCAUCCUUAUGGGAGGCGUUGAAUGCAAAAUAUAAGCAGGAAAAAGUGGUGGAGGGAUUUAUUACAGGGGCACUGAGAAAUCUUUGUGGGGAUAAAAAUGGGACCUUGAUGAAAACUCUUGAUGCUGGUGCAGUAGAUGUAAUUGUCAACCUUCUACAUUCUGAUAAUAUUGUUGCUCAGUCCAAUGCUGCUUCUCUCCUAGCACGCCUGGUGUUCGCUUUCACAGAUACUAUUCCGAAGAUAAUUGAUUCUGGGGUAAUCAAAGUUUUGCUCUGUCUUUUAAGUGAACAAAAAGAUGUUUCUGUAAGAGCCAGUGCUGCUGAAGCAUUAGAAGCACUUUCUUCGAAAUCAGAGAAAGCUAAGCAAGCUAUUAGUGAUUCCCAAGGUAUGCAAAUACUAAUUGGAGGUGUAGUUGCUCCUUCCAAAGAAGGUAUGCAAGGAGAGUGGGGGCAGGCUCUUCAGCAGCACUCAGCGUUUGCUUUAGCAAAUAUCUUUGGGGGUAUGUCGGCAUUAAUAAUUCAUCUUGCAGAACUUUCUCAUUCACCAAGGUUAGCAGCUCCAGUUCCCGAUAUCCUAGGCUCACUUGCUUACAUUUUAAUGAUUUUCAAGCUGAGCCGUGAUGAAGAACCAUUUAAUUCAAUCAAGGUCGAAAGUAUUUUAGUAGUGCUUUUAAAGCCUAGAGAUAAUAAACUUGUACAGGAACGAAUCCUUGAGGCAAUGGCUAGCCUAUAUGGCAAUCCUCAUCUUUCAGUUGGUACCAAUCAGUCAGAAGCUAAAAGGGCGCUAGUUGGGCUCAUAACUAUGGCUACUGGUGAUGCUCAAGAAUAUUUAAUUUUGUCGCUAAUUCAGUUAUGCACUGAAGAGGUAAGUGUGUGGGACGCCUUGGGAAAGAGAGAAGGAAUUCAAAUACUGAUUUCAGCAUUGGGUUUGUCCAGUGAACAGAACCAAGAGUAUGCAGUUGAAAUGCUUGCAAUCCUGACUGAACAAGUGGAUGACAGCAAGUGGGCAAUCACAGCAGCUGGUGGGAUUCCACCACUUGUGCAGUUAGUAGAAGCUGGGUCCCAAAAGGCAAGAGAAGUUGCAACUAAUAUUUUGUCCAACUUGGGCAGUUAUAGUGAAGAUGUUCGAGCUUGUGUUGUAAGUUCUGGAGCCAUCUCCGCUUUUUUGUGGCUUCUAAAGCAUGGUGGAGCAAAGGGGCAAGAAGCUGCGGCUAAUGCCCUAAUAAAGCUUGUUCGGGAUGCUGAUUCAGCCAUAAUUAACCAAUUGUUGGCUUUGCUCUAUGGGGACCCUCCAAGCUCCAAGGUCCAUGUCAUCAAAGUUUUAGGACAUAUACUUGGUGUAGCACCAUGCAGUGAUCUCGUGAGUCAGGGUGGUGCUGCUAACACAGGUUUGAGGUCACUCGUCAAGAUUCUCAAAUCAUCAAAUGAGAAGACUCAGGAAUAUGCAGCAUCUGUUUUGACAGAUUUAUUCAGCUGUCGGCAAGACAUAUGUGAUAGCCUUGCAACAGAUGAAGUUAUUAAUCCAUGUAUACAACUUUUAACUAGCAAAACUGAAGGAAUUGCAACUCAGUCAGCUCGAGCGUUGGGCGCUUUAUCUCGUCCUACCAAGUCUACAAAUAAGAUGUCUUAUAUUGCUGAACGUGAUGUGAAGCCAUUAAUCGAGUUAGCCAAAACAUCAUCAAUUGAUUCUGCAGAAACGGCAAUGGCCGCUUUAGCUAAUCUGUUAUCAGAUCCUCACGUAGCUGAAGAAGCACUGGCUGAGGAUGUUGUUUCAGCUAUAAUUAAAGUCUUAGAAGAAGGAUCAUUAGAGGGUAAGAAGAAUGCUUCAAGAGCUCUUUGCCAAUUAUUGAAGCAUUUUCCAGUAGGUGAUGUACUUACUGGGAGUGGCCAAUGCCGGUUUGCUGUUCUUGCUCUUGUUGAAUCCUUAAAUGCAAUGGAUACGAGUAGCAAUGAUGCUGCCGAUGUGUUGGAGGUUGUUUCACUAUUGUCUCAGAUGAAGCAGGUCCGCAACUCAAGUUACUCACCAUGGUACGCCCUUUCUGAAGCUCCAUCAAGCUUAGAGCCUCUGGUCCGUUGCUUGUGUGAGGGGCCGGUCAAAAUGCAAGAUAAAGCAAUAGAAAUUUUGUCUAGACUUUCUGGGGAUCAACCAAUUAGGCUAGGCGAUUUAUUGGUUUCAUAUUCCAGAUCAAUUGGUGCAUUAGCCAAUAGAGUAGUGAAAUCGAGAAGCCUAGAAGUGACAGUUGGAGGAACAGCACUGCUAAUAUGUGCUGCCAAGGUAAAUAAAACUCGAUCGCUGGAUGUACUUGAUAGAUCUGGAUGUAUGAAAUCUCUAAUUUAUGCAUUAGUAGAUAUGGUCAAGCAGAAUUCUUCUCCUUAUUCUCCUGAUCUUGAAAUUAAAACUCCAAGAGCCUACAGAGAUAGAUCAGCUUUUCGAGAUGGAGAUGAAUUUUAUGUGCCUGAUCCUGCAACUGUCUUGGGAGGUACUGUCGCCUUGUGGUUGCUCUGCUUAGUUUCUUCAUCUCAUUCAGAGAACAAAAUUACUGUGAUGGAAGCUGGGGGACUAGAAGUCCUACAUGACAAGAUUGCAAGACACACUAAUGAUGACCUGGCAGAUUUUGAGGACUCAGAGGGAACAUGGAUCAGCACUGCUCUUGCAGCUGUACUAUUCCAGGAUUAUAAAGUUGUCUCUUCGCCGAUGAUGAUGCAUUUUGUGCACUCACUUGCUGUCCUCUUGAAGUCAGACGAAGUGAUUGACAGGUUCUUUGCUGCUCAGGCAAUGGCUAGUAUUGUUUGCCAUCGGGACAAAGGAAUAAACCUUGCCAUAGCAAACUCAGGUGCAGUAGCUGGGUUAGUAACCCUAAUUGGGCACUUGGAAUCAGAAAUGCCGAAUCUGAUAGCCUUAUCUGAAGAAUUUUCUCUGGCAAGGAAUCCUGAUCUGGUGGUUCUAGAUACUCUAUUCCAAAUUGAUGAUGUCAGAUCAGGUUCUGUUGCUCGGAAGACCAUCCCCUUGCUUGUUGACUUAUUGAAACCCAUCCCAGAUAGACCUGGAGCCCCUGCAUCUGCUGUUCGCCUUUUAAUUCAGAUUGCAGAUGGAAAUGAUACUAAUAAACAACUCAUGGCUGAAGCUGGGAUCCUGGAUGCUCUGACUAAAUACCUAUCUUUGAGCCCUCAAGACUUAGUAGAGGCAACUAUAUCUGAGUUGUUAAGGAUAUUGUUUACCAAUCACGAUCUUAUUCGAUACGAAGCAGCAAUUAGUUGCAUGAAUCAACUCAUUGCUGUUCUCCAUUUGGGAUCAAGAAAUGCUAGAUUGAGUGCUGCUAGAGCUUUGAGCGAACUCUUUUAUGCUGAUAAUAUAAGAGAUUCUGAAUCAUCAACACAAGCAAUUCAGCCUUUGGCUGCCAUGCUUGAUGCUCAUUCUGAAUGUGAACAAGAGGCUGCUUUAUGUGCUUUAAUUAAGUUGACUUCAGAUAGCAACACAAAGGCAUCUAUGCUGGCUGAAGUUGAAGGCAAUCUUGUUCAUAGUCUUUGCAGGAUCCUUGUAUCUGCUUCUUCUUUAAAAUUGAAAUGUGACGCUGCAGAAUUAUGCCGUGUGCUUUUUGGUAAUUCAAGAUUCAAAGAAAUUCGAUUUGCUUCUGAAUGCUUGGAACCCUUGAUAUUGCUGAUGCAGUCUAAUAGUGAAAAGGCAGUGGAAGCUGGUGUUUGUGCUUUUGAGAGAUUAUUGGAUGAUGAACGACUAUUGGAAAUUAAAUCGAGACAUGAUUUUAUAAGUAUGCUUGUUGCUCUAGUCUCUGGGUCAAAUUAUCGGCUUAUUGAAGCAAGCAUCGGUGCACUUAUUAAAUUGGGCAAAGACAGAACUCCACGCAAGUUGGAUAUGGUCAAUGCUGGAAUCAUAGAUAAAUGCCUUGAGUUACUCCCUACUGCUCCAAGUUCAUUGUGUGCACUGAUUGCAGAACUCUUCCGCAUCUUGACAAACAGUAGUGCCAUUUCAAAAAGCUCGGUAGCUGCAAAAAUCGUGGAACCUCUGUUUAUGGUGCUCCUUAGGAAAGAUUUUGGACUGUGGGGACACCAUAGUGCACUGCAAGCACUUGUUAACAUUCUGGAGAAACCACAUAGUCUUUCGACUUUGAAACUUACUCCUAGUCAAGUCAUUGAACCUCUAACCUCAUUUCUUGAAUCCCCAUCUCAAGCUAUCCAGCAGCUUGGUGCAGAGUUGCUGUCUCAUCUCCUUGCACAAGAACAUUUUAAGCAAGAUAUAACCACAAGAAGUGCAAUAGUUCCUCUUGUCCAUCUUGUUGGACUUGGCAUAUUCAACAUACAAAAAACUGCAAUAAAGGCAUUGGAGAGUAUCUCUUUAAGUUGGCCAAAGGCAGUUUACGAUGCAGGUGGUGUAGUUGAACUUUCCAAAGUCAUCGUUCAAAAUAACCCUUUACCCCCCGUGGAUUUAUGGGAAUCUGCUGCCUUAGUUAUCUCAAACCUUCUACGGUCUGAUUCUGCAUACUAUCUUCACAUUCCAGCUGAAGCACUUGUGAAAAUGUUGUACUCAACUGCAGAUAACACAAUUAAGACUGCAUUAAACGCUCUCAUUGUUCAAGAGAAGACAGAGGCCUCGAGUGCCGAAUUGAUGGCUGAAGCCGGUGCUAUAGAUGCAUUGUUGGACUUACUAAGGUCACACCGAUGUGAAGAAUCAGCAGCAAGGCUACUAGAAGCAUUAUUCAAUAAUACACGAAUACGGGAAACAAAGGCUUCUAAAUAUGCGAUCGCACCCCUAUCUCAGUACUUGCUGGACCCUCAAACAAAAUCACAAACUGGUAAACUCCUCGCAGCUCUUGCACUUGGUGAUCUCUCCCAACAUGAAGGGCUUGCUAGAGCUAGUGUUUCUGUCUCGGCAUGUCGGGCACUAGUAAGCCUUCUUCAAGAUCAGCCAACUGAGGAAAUGAAAAUGGUGUCAGUUUGUGCAUUACAAAACUUUGUUGUGCGCAGUAGAUCCAAUAGAAGAGCAGUUGCUGAAGCUGGUGGUGUUUUGGUGAUUCAAGAACUGGUGAUGUCCCCAGAUCCAGAACUUGUUGGACAAGCCUCAUUGCUCAUCAAAUUUCUCUUUUCAAACCACACCCUUCAAGAAUAUGUGUCAACCGAACUGAUAAGGUCGUUGACAGCUGCUUUGGAGAGAGAAUUAUGGUCCGCAGCCACUGUCAAUGAAGAGGUGUUGAGGACAAUACUUGUUAUCUUUUCAAAUUUUCAAAAGCUUCAUAUCUCUGAAGCUGCAACACUGUGUAUAUCCCAUUUGGUCACAGCACUGAGGGCUGGGAGCGAGAAUGCUCAGGAUAUAACGUUGACUACCUUGUGUUUGCUGAAACAUUCAUGGUCAACCAUGCCACUAGAUGUAUCAAAAUCCCAAGCUAUGGUUGCAGCGGAAGCCAUCCCUAUUUUACAAAAGCUUAUGAAAAGUUGUCCACCAAGUUUUCAGGAAAGAGUAGAAAGCUUAUUGAGUAGCUUACCCGGUUGCUUAACAGUCACCAUUAACCGAGCUAACAAUUUGAGACAGGUUUUAGGAGGAACCAAUGCUUUUUGCCGAUUGACUAUAGGUCAUGGCCCUCCUAGGCGUACUAAGGUUGUGAACCAUAACACCUCACCGGAAUGGAAAGAAGCGUUUACGUGGGCCUUUGAUGUGCCACCUAAGGGGCAAAAGUUGCACAUUGUGUGCAGAAACAAAAGUACGUUUGGAAAGAGUACUCUUGGUAAGGUCACAAUUCAAAUCGACAAAAUUGUGAAUGAAGGAGUACACAGUGGCGUUUUCAACCUCAGCCACCACGAUAAAGAGGGCUCUAAGAAGGAAGGAUACACUGGCCUUUUUGGCCUCGGCAGCAACCAUGAUCACCAUAAAGAUAAAGAUGGCUCUACCCAUAAAGAAGGGCACGGUGGGCUUUUCAACCUCAGUCACAGUCACAGCCACCACCAUGAUCGCCCUAAAGAUAAAGAUGGCUCUAGCCAUAAGGAAGGGCAUGGUGGCCUUUUUGGCUUGGGCCACAGCCACAGCCACCACCAUGAUCGCCCUAAAGAUAAAGAUGGCUCUACCCAUAAGGAAGGGUCUGAACGGACGCUUGAACUUGAGAUAACCUGGUCCAACAGGGUCGACUAAAAAGUGUGUAUCAGAGGACGAAGCACCAACAUAUCCCACCAUUUGAGGUAACGGCUUGGCAAUUGUGGAAAAUAUUUUGAGCUAUGCUUUGCAAAGGGCCCAAAAUCUUGAGGUGAGGCAUGGCAAAAGGAACCAUCCACUUGAAAAAUGGUGAAACACAUGAAGCUAAAUUAUCUUAUACCAAUGUGAAUAUCUGCCUAGAAUGUUCAAGUUUUGAAGAGACUAUAUAAACAUAAUAGAAAGUUGGCCAGGUUUAGUGGGAAGUGGGAUGAAAGCCAUCCCAUAACCAAGAUCUCGAUCUAGUUGUUUGAAAUGCAACUUCUUUAUGUACAGAAUAUGUAGUGGUUUAGCAGCUGUAAUUGGAAAUGUGCUCCUCUAUUAUUUGGUGAAAAUGAGGCUGCACUUAGUAUUAUGUAUCAGUAACAUCGUAUCGCGUAAAUGUAAAUGCAAAUAGCCUUUUGAAAUGCAUGAGUUUUGUAAUUUUCCUGUA
Messenger RNA from Salvia miltiorrhiza (redroot sage), 7827 nucleotides. RefSeq names its product protein CELLULOSE SYNTHASE INTERACTIVE 3. Gene Ontology annotation, cellular component: cellulose synthase complex. The record is from RefSeq and is a predicted model, not a curated record. Gene Ontology annotation, biological process: regulation of cellulose biosynthetic process; anisotropic cell growth. NCBI's taxonomy places the organism in Eukaryota, Viridiplantae, Streptophyta, Magnoliopsida, Lamiales, Lamiaceae. Gene Ontology annotation, molecular function: microtubule binding. The transcript has 7 exons. The coding region runs from base 681 to 7337 and encodes 2218 amino acids.